Anoplopoma fimbria (sablefish) is the source of this 988-nucleotide messenger RNA. RefSeq names its product myb-related transcription factor, partner of profilin-like. The record is from RefSeq and is a predicted model, not a curated record. Gene Ontology annotation, cellular component: nucleus. The coding region runs from base 1 to 897 and encodes 298 amino acids. Gene Ontology annotation, molecular function: DNA-binding transcription factor activity, RNA polymerase II-specific; RNA polymerase II cis-regulatory region sequence-specific DNA binding. Gene Ontology annotation, biological process: regulation of transcription by RNA polymerase II. NCBI's taxonomy places the organism in Eukaryota, Metazoa, Chordata, Actinopteri, Perciformes, Anoplopomatidae. The transcript has 2 exons.
AUGAUGGCGGGUUUGCCAGGCGCACGCAAUGAAAGGUUCACCACAGAAGAUACCGAUGUGCUUGUCAGAGCAGUCAAAGAACGCGAGUUGGCUUUAUAUGGGGAUGGGAGAAACCCACCCAAAAUUGCUUCCGUGAAAGCGGCUUGGGAGGAAAUCGCCGUAAUUGUUUCAGCAGCUGGACAAAAUAGGACAUCUCUCCAUUGCCGUAAGCGAUACAACGACGUCAGGAGAAGAGGCAAGGCCAAGCUUGCGGCCAACUUGAAAGCACGUCAAAAGACUGGAGGAGGAUCUGGCAGUUACCAGGACCUCACGCCAGCAGAGGAUAUCGCUGCGUCAACACUGACCGCUGAAAGUGUUGAGGGUUUUGGGGGCUUAGAGGUCGGCACCCAACCCGAUGCACCAGCUGUCCAACCCGAAGCUUCUCAGGAAGAAGACCCUGGCCUCGGGACCAGUGCGCACGGGGCAGCUGAGGGAGCCGCGCGGCGCCCUCAAGCAAGACGCCGUGGCAGCAGCAGCAGCAGCAUGAGACCGCAGGACCACCCGUUCCUGCAGCUCCAGCAAACCGGGUUCGACAUGCUGGAGCGGGAGCUGGCCGGGAUGCGGCGAAACACCAACACCCGUCUGGACCGGGUGGCGAUGUUGCUGCGGCCUCUCGGGCGCAUCGCCUCAAGUUUGGACCGGAUUGCGACAGCAAUGGAACGUGCAUGGCCCCCAAACGACCCACCUCCUCCCCCUGUUGUGCCCCUUCCUCCCCCUGUUGUGCCCCUUCCUCCCCCCAUUCCAUCUCCGUCCACCCGCUCCACCAGGAGCACAUCCAGCGUCGCCACUCCCGGACCCUCAUUUGUUGGAUCCCGCCGAGGCAGGCGUAAAAGGCCUUACAGAGGAGGGAGAAAAUAAAUAUUUUUUCCUUCAAAUCUUUGCAACUUUUCAUUUUUCGUUUUGUAUUAUUUUUUUUCAUUUACGCCUAACAUUUGGACAAGCCGAAUAA